CUCACUUCUCUUCUCUUCGCUGCUUCUCUGUUUUGUAGGAGUCUAUAAAGUGUGUGUUUGGAGGGUGAGAAAGUGAGGGAAAGUAGAGAAAAAAAAAAAAAAAAAACAGCAAUGGCGGUUACUCAACGUGGUGUUUGUCUUUGCUUGGCUGUUGUUCUAAUGUUCUUCGUCGGAGUUCUGGCGACUGUACGGAACGAUGAUCUCUCUGUUUCAAGGAAGGUGAAGACAGAGCAGUUGCAGAGCUUAACCAACUCAACAAUGGCCGCCAGGAGUGAAGACGAUGAUGUGCAUGCGCAUGCCGUGAAUAACCCAGAGGAAAUUGCUGCGGAGGUUGAAAUGAGCAUCCGCAACAGCACUGAGAGGAGGCAAUUGGGUUACUUCUCGUGUGGGACUGGUAAUCCUAUUGAUGACUGCUGGAGGUGUGACCCUAACUGGCAGAAGAAUCGCAAACGCCUUGCGGACUGCGGCAUUGGUUUUGGAAGGAAUGCCAUCGGUGGUCGUGAUGGCCGCUUUUAUGUUGUCACUGACCACACUGAUGACGAUCCUGUUAACCCCCGACCUGGCACUUUGAGGCAUGCUGUAAUCCAGGACAGACCUCUCUGGAUUGUGUUCAAGAGGGACAUGGUGAUCACAUUGAAACAGGAAUUGAUCAUGAAUAGCUUUAAGACCAUUGAUGGUCGUGGAGUGAAUGUACACAUUGCUAAUGGAGGGUGCAUCACCAUCCAAUAUGUUACCAAUGUCAUCAUUCAUGGUCUCCAUAUUCAUGAUUGCAAACCCACAGGUAAUGCAUUGGUUAGGAGCUCCCCUAGUCACUAUGGUUGGAGGACAAUGGCUGAUGGUGAUGCCAUAUCCAUUUUUGGGUCAAGCCAUAUAUGGGUUGAUCACAAUUCACUCUCCAACUGUGCUGAUGGACUUGUUGAUGCUGUCAUGGGUUCUACUGCAAUUACCAUUUCAAAUAAUCACUUAACCCACCACAAUGAGGUAAUGUUGCUGGGCCACAGUGAUUCUUAUACCAGAGACAAAAAUAUGCAAGUUACAAUUGCUUACAACCAUUUUGGGAAGGGACUGAUUCAGAGAAUGCCAAGAUGUAGACAUGGGUACUUCCAUGUAGUGAACAAUGACUAUACUCACUGGGAAAUGUAUGCCAUUGGUGGUAGUGCUAACCCCACCAUUAACAGCCAGGGCAACAGAUAUGCUGCUCCAACUAAUCCGUUUGCCAAGGAGGUAACAAAGAGGGUGGACACCGAAUCGAGCCAGUGGAAGAGCUGGAAUUGGAGAUCAGAGGGAGACCUCUUGUUGAAUGGUGCCUACUUCACCCCAUCUGGGGCAGGAGCCUCCGCUAGCUAUGCUCGCGCCUCAAGCUUGGGAGCCAAGUCUUCCGCAAUGGUUGGGUCCAUGACUUCUGGUUCUGGUGCACUUUCCUGCCGCAGAGGCCGACAGUGCUCCUAGCUGUACUCAAUCAAUUAAAUUGGCCAAAGCAAAAGGCCAACCAAUAUCUGUUUGAUUUUUUUUCCUUUUUAUAAUUUUACUACUAUAUAGUAUCAUCAAUCAUCCCAUAUCCAUUCUGUCAAUUGUUUCUCAAUCAAUUAUCUUCUAUUACAUAUAUUGGCAAGUGUACAUUUUUUGCACAUGUCAUUUAUAUUAUUCCCACCUUUUUCCUUCAAACCACGUUUGCUCAACCUCCGCCUGUUUCAACUGAAAAACAAACAGUACUAUUCCAGGUGCGGAAGUGUUGCUGAUAUUAUUCCUUCUCCCUUUUUUGCCAUUUCCUCCUCCUAACUACAUGUGCCCCUCUAUUUGUGUCCAAUCUCAAUCUUGGUCUCUACAUACUCUUCUUUUUUUCUUGGUCUUUUGGGUUUAUAGGUUCUGAAUGAUUUUGUGAUUUGUUGUGUCUAGUCAUACAAGCAAUAGUAUUGAAUGUCAAACUUGAGUCUUUGAAGAAAAACUUUGUUCCAAAAUGAUGCAUAGACAAUAUCAGUGAUGUUCCUUUACUCUUUUGAGCUUUUGUUUUUUGUUUUUACUUUUUGGUUUGUGGAAUUGUGAUUAUUUCUAUAAUAUGUUUCUUUAUGGUAGCA
Molecule: messenger RNA, 2075 nt
Organism: Pistacia vera
Lineage: Eukaryota; Viridiplantae; Streptophyta; Magnoliopsida; Sapindales; Anacardiaceae
Product: probable pectate lyase 8
Exons: 6
Coding region: 112-1449 (445 amino acids)
Molecular function (GO): pectate lyase activity
Source: RefSeq, a predicted model, not a curated record